AUGACGGGAGUUGGGAAAGCUCUGAAAUCUUGGAAGCUAUCUCCUAAAUUCAUUGGGCCAUUCGAAGUGCUAAGUAGAAUUGGUCCUGCAGUGUACCAGAUAGCAUUGCCUUCGAACCUCUCAAAUCUACCUCCGGUGUUCCACGUGUCACAACUCAGGCAGUAUGUGCUGGAUCCUUCUCACGUGAUUAAUCUCGACCCAGUUCAAGUGAGGCAGGAUUUGUCAUAUGAGGUGUACCCAGUGAGGAUUGCAGAUCAUCGUAUUAACCAACUGAGGGGCAAGGAGAUCUCAUUGGUAAAGGUGAUAUGGAACUCAAGUGACGAAGGAGAUGCCACACGGGAGGCAAAGAGUCGAAUGAGAGAGUUCUAUCCACACUUGUUUAUGUAG
Abrus precatorius (Indian licorice) is the source of this 387-nucleotide messenger RNA. RefSeq lists its product as uncharacterized. The coding region runs from base 1 to 387 and encodes 128 amino acids. The record is from RefSeq and is a predicted model, not a curated record. The transcript has a single exon. Lineage: Eukaryota; Viridiplantae; Streptophyta; Magnoliopsida; Fabales; Fabaceae.